This is a messenger RNA of Micropterus salmoides (largemouth bass), 2781 nucleotides long. It is a transcript of the gene poc1b, whose product is annotated as POC1 centriolar protein B. Gene Ontology annotation, molecular function: protein binding. The coding region runs from base 583 to 2130 and encodes 515 amino acids. Lineage: Eukaryota; Metazoa; Chordata; Actinopteri; Centrarchiformes; Centrarchidae. Gene Ontology annotation, biological process: cilium assembly. Gene Ontology annotation, cellular component: centriole; ciliary basal body. The transcript has 12 exons. The record is from RefSeq and is a predicted model, not a curated record.
CAUUACACCACUCGGUCGCUAUUGAUCACCAAACGGAUACUUAAUGUGAAUGUUUUGUUAGGUUUAUUUUGUUUUUAUGUGGUGUUCACUGUAUUUUGGCUGCGGACCUCUCCUUUCGAAUCGAUUUGAUCCUUGAUUUAUUGAAUUUACCGCCAAACUCCGAAUUCCCCAGCAGGUUACCAUUAUUAUGUACAACUUGAUGGUAUUUUAAACGUAUGAAUGGAAUUUUAAUAUCGGAUGGUCGUUUCCAUGUGGUUCUUGAAUGCAGCGCCAUCGUCUUUCGUUCCCACAAGCUCGAGCCACAGGUGGCUAGUUAUUUAGCUGCAGAAAUAGCGGGUGUUAUCGGCUUCUUAUGUAAACACAAAAUUCAAUUUUCAUUCAAAGUGCAAAACGUUCAAAAUCAACAAAGGGUUACUAAAAAACAGUCGAACAGAACACCGUAUUAUCUGAGUUCGACAGGUCAGGUCUGAGUCAGUUGCUGAAGGCGCACUGUUUGACAUGGAAGUACCGUUACAGAUCAGCGGGGUGGUCCAACUUUCCCAUUGACAACAUUAGAUUGACAUCUUUUAGCAAGUGCCCACAAUGGGGUCGGUUUUGGAGGAUCCGACCCUAGAGAGACACUUCAAGGGACAUAAAGAUGCUGUCACAUGUGCAGACUUCAAUCCAAACUGCAAACAACUGGCCUCAGGGUCAGUGGAUAAGAGCCUGAUGAUCUGGAAUCUGGCUACAAAAGCGAGGGCUUUCCGCUUUGUUGGCCACCAAGAUGCCAUCACUGGUGUGCAGUUCUCCCCCUUUGGUAACCUGGUGGCUACGUCCUCCAAGGACAGAACAGUCCGACUGUGGACACCUUCCAUGAAAGGAGAGUCAACAGUGUUUAAAGCCCACACGGCCGCUGUACGCAGUGUUGGUUUCUCCCACGAUGGCCAGAGACUGGUGACAGCGUCUGACGACAAGUCUGUCAAAGUGUGGAGUGUUCACCGGCAGUGCUUCGUCUACUCUCUCAACCAGCACACCAACUGGGUGCGCUGUGCCAGGUUUUCUCCAGAUGGGCGGCUAAUAGUUUCCUGCGGAGACGACCGUGCCGUCCGGCUAUGGGACACAUCCACCAAACACUGCAUUAACUGUUUCACUGACUAUGAAGGACCAGCAACGUUUGUUGAUUUCAACUCAAGCGGCACCUGUAUUGCAUCCUCAGGAGCUGACAGUUCAUUGAAAAUCUGGGAUCUACGGACCAACAAGCUGAUUCAGCAUUAUCAAGUCCACAGUGCAGGAAUCAACAGUUUUUCCUUCCACCCAUCCAACAACUACCUGAUCAGUGGCUCCAGUGAUAGCACUGUUAAGAUCCUAGACCUGCUGGAGGGGCGCCUCAUCUACACCCUCCGUGGACAUAAAGGCGCUGUAUUCACUGUAGCCUUUUCCAGGGCUGGAGAUCUCUUUGCUUCGGGGGGAGCUGAUGGGCAGGUGCUGAUGUGGCGGACAAACUUUGACACCAAAUCCUACCAGGACAUCCUGCAACAACACAGCUGGAGGUCCACCCCCGAUCCACCACCCCACCUGACUGAUAUCCACCCCAGAGGACCCCACCUUCAUCACCCACAGCCCACAGCCAUUCAGAUCAGUCCAACAGUGGCAGACACUCAGUCCACUAAUCCACAUGUCAUAGAGUUGGGCCAAGCUGUUCACAGCACCACAUUAUUAAAUGGCCGGGCACACUUGAACAGUCACCACUCGAGCGGUUUUCCCCGGUGUCACGUGGGCAGUUCAAGAGUGGAAGGAUGGAUGAGAGAGGAAAGUGCCGGUAGGGCAGGUGCAACUGCUGGGAGCCAGAGUGGGGCCAGCAGGAGAGGAAGAGGAAGGAGAGAGGAAGAGGAUAGAGGGCAGACGCACCCACUGGAAGUUCUCUCCGGUCAUCCAUCGAGUCUGGACUCUACCCUGCGGCACAUUGUCCAACAGUUGGAUAUUCUCACUCAGACUGUUUCAGUGCUGGAGGAGCGUCUCACCCUGACUGAGGACAAGGUGAAGGAGUGUCUCAUCCACCAAACCGAGAUUCUUAAAGACAUGCGAUCAUCAGGGGAGAGGCGGAGCACAGAGAGUGAGGGGACCGAUGGAUCACCUGUCCAAUUCACUUGAGCACGGCCUUGCCCUCCUUCAGACUGUAGCACAAACACACAGGCUGAGUUAUAUUGCUUAACCACAAGACUGCUGGACACGAGUGUGUGUGUAGGUGUUUGUAGGUGUGUUUAUGCAUGUGCGUGUGUCUAUGUACGUUUGUGUCUAUGUACGUGUGUGUACACCUUGGUGGUCUCUCUCAGGGUCAGUAGGUUAAUCAGGAUUUGGGUUGGGGUUAAAGUGAGUUUUUGUGUGUGUGUGUGUGUGUGUGUGUGUGUGUGUGUAAAACCAGCAUAUUUUCUUCAUGUCUUUCUUCACCUCUUAAGGAUAUCCAGCUGUACAGCCAAGCACAGUCUGGCUGGGACAUUCCUGUGUGUGUGUGUGUGUGUGUGUGUGUGUGUGGAUGUGGAUGUUAUGUCCAAUCGGGACAGCUGCAGCUAUGAAAACAGACGGUGCUUGUAUGCCGUAUGACCUCUCUAUAUGUGUGUGUAUUUACAUGUGUAUGUUUGUGUUUUAGCACAUGUUUUAGCAGUUGGUUGCUUAUGCAAUAACAUUGUAAUCUGUUUGCAUCUUUAUAUAAUGCUAUGUCAUUUUUAAACCAAGUCAUGCUGCAUAAAGCUUCAAAUACACAUCAAAUUAUAUAUGAAUAAAUGAUAUUCUAUAUUGCACUAA